Molecule: messenger RNA, 1221 nt
Organism: Pseudo-nitzschia multistriata
Lineage: Eukaryota; Bacillariophyta; Bacillariophyceae; Bacillariales; Bacillariaceae
Source: the annotation of a GenBank genome assembly
GAGCCUGGGAAUGUUUCCGAGAUCAUCUCUUAUCGCCAAUUCAAAAGAAAUACUGUAAUGCAAACCUGAAUGAAAAAAAUCAUGGAGCAAGGAAAACCGAGUAGUAGUAGCAGAGGAGCAAUUCAGUAAUUCUUGUACUACUCAAACUUGGUGUGUGUGCGUCAAAUUAAGGAAGGCAUCGUAAUUGAAAUAAUACAUCGAAAUAAUACCUUACCUAAAUCUCGUCGUACCGUGUGGUACGUAACUGUUGGAGGUAAUCUUUGUUUUGGUUGGUUGAUCGGAUGGGUCCUUAUGCUUUUCGAUAUUCCACCUUAUCACACCGUAUCAUUUUGUCUUGGGAUUGUUUUGAAGUACAUAAAGUUACUUUGACCAUCGCAUAUUUGUCUUAGCCAAUAAUCGGCCUUCAAUGAACAAACAAACACAAGAACGAUGGGACAUGUAACAAACUAUGGCAACGUCCACCAUCAACAGUAUAGCAACUAUGAUCACAGCUCUGGCACGGACGAGUUGCAUCCAUCGUGUGCUCGCGGUUGCGAAAGUGAAAACGGCAAUGGAAGCAGCAGCAUCAAUAACAUCAACAACGUUGGCAGCAGUAGGAACAUCAACAAAAUUGGCAGCGGCACGAUCGUAGAGCACAAACAAAUAGCCGGGACUUCCUACGACUGUCCCAUUUCUAUURCAUCGUCRAAYGAAGUUUCGACGACAAAUAACGSCAGUCGUAGUAGUUGUUCGAAAUCAACGCACCAAMCAUUUUUUUKGGAUUCUACGAAGAAUCYUGAUGUUAGGUUUUGCACUGACACAAAAAGUAAUAUUGACAAUGGUACUCAGAGCACUUWUACUGGCUCUUGUCCUGGCUCKGGUACAAAUGCGAUUAAGGCUCAAAAGAGCGACGGUGCCACUGUUGGCCAUCCCUAUUYKCCAUCUUCUUCGUURUGCUGGAUCGUAUCUCUGGGGACCGACGACGCUGCGUUUAGCUACAAACACAAUUGCCAUUUUCAACGACAACAGCAGCAACGGAGCGAGUGUUCUUGCGAUGAUCGCGAUCACGAGCAAUUCUCCACUACAAGGAAAAUAACAACGACAACSCAUCCAGAUUGCGAACCAUCGGUGACAUYGAUCCSGUCCUCAUCGCUGUCGUGCUCAUCUCUGCUAGCAGAAUCAGCAUCGUUCCMAUCCUCUUCCCCCCCYUCCUUCCAAAUCGAAGAAAAUAGCRACAAUAGU